Abrus precatorius (Indian licorice) is the source of this 2368-nucleotide messenger RNA. RefSeq names its product SWI/SNF complex component SNF12 homolog. The transcript is spliced from 3 exons. Lineage: Eukaryota; Viridiplantae; Streptophyta; Magnoliopsida; Fabales; Fabaceae. Gene Ontology annotation, cellular component: nucleus; SWI/SNF complex. Gene Ontology annotation, biological process: regulation of transcription by RNA polymerase II. The record is from RefSeq and is a predicted model, not a curated record. The coding region runs from base 266 to 1873 and encodes 535 amino acids.
AGCUUAAACCUGGUGUGUGAGGGCUGCAAGUGAGAAAGAAAUUUGAAACGCAGUGUCUAUGACAAGAAAAAGACGAAGAAAGGAGUUGGAGAAGGAAGAAGUGAUAAGAUAAAGGGCACAGCAAAAGCGCCAAAGAGUGAUGAAACCAACCUAUUGGGCCUUUCAUUCUCCAAAAAACAAUCCACGAAUUGUUAUUAACAACUACUCAACUUAUCCAAGAACCGAUUUCAGCCGUGACUGAGAUCGAGGUUUAGAUUUCAGAACGAUGAACAACAACAACAACAACAACAACAACAACAACAAUCACCCAGCGAAGAAUGCUGCAACGCCGUCGUUUUUUAGCAAUCCCGGUGCACCCUCCAUUCCCAUGAACCACCCAACACCACACCUUCUGUCACAGUCACAGCCUCAAACACAAGGUGGGGCUUCUCACUUCCACGGUCACUUUCAGCUUUCACAGCCCCAAACCCAUGUGGUUGCACAACAACCACAGUAUGCGCACCCUCAAGUUAACCAAUCACACAACAAUGUUAACACUAAUGUGGCUACUUCUGGUGUUGCAACUACAACUACUACUACUGCUGCUGCAACUGCAACUGGAACUGCCAAGCGUGCAACUCAGAAACCGCCUUCGAGGCCCGGUGGUUCAUCCAAUGCUGCACAAUCCUCUGCCUUUAAGACCAUGGAACUUACCGUGGCUCCUCCGCGGAAGAAGAGAAAGUUUCCUGAGAAGUUGAUACCGGAAAAAGUGGCUAAACUUGUGCCUGAGUCUGCUCUUUAUGCUAAGUUGAUUGAACUUGAGGCUCAGAUAGAUGCUGCUUUGGUUAGGAAGAAGAAUGAUGUGCAGGAGGCUGUUAGAAACCCUCACUGCGUUCGGAAAACGCUUCGGAUUUAUGUUUAUAAUUCCUUUUCGAAUCAGGUUAAAAUGGAUGGUGUAGAGGAGCCUUCUUGGUCACUCAGGAUCACUGGAAGGAUAUUGGAAGAUGGUAAGGAUCCGGUGGCAGCAGGAAUUUCGCAGGGGGAAAAUCAUAAGUAUCCGAAGUUUUCAGCUUUCUUCAACAAGAUUACCAUAUACUUGGAUCAGGGGUUCUAUCCAGACAAUCAUGUUAUUGUAUGGGAUAGUGCUCGUUUGCCUCUCCAACGAGAUGGUUUUGAGGUGAAGAGGAAAGGAGACAAAGAAUUCACUGCAGUAGUUAGAAUAACGAUGAAUUAUUCACCUGAGAAGUUUAUGGUUUCAACACAACUGUCCAAAGUUUUAGGAAUUGAGUUUGAUACUCGGGCUAGGAUCAUAGCUGCUCUUUGGCAUUAUGUGAAGUCCAAGAAGCUACAGAGCCCAAAUGACCCUUCAUUCUUCAUGUGUGAUGCCUCUCUUCAAAGGGUGUUUGGGGAAGAGAAAAUGAAAUUCUCUGUGGCUUCACAGAAGAUAUCACAGCAUUUGUCGCCGCCACAGCCUAUACACCUGGAGCAUAAAAUCAAGCUUUCUGGAAAUUGUCCAGCUGGAACUACGUGUUAUGAUGUGCAGGUUGAUGUGCCUCUUCCACUAGAGAAGGACAUGUCUGCAUUCUUGAAAAGCACUGACAGGCACAAAGAGAUUGAUGCUUUUGAUGAAGUGAUUCGGGACUCCAUAAAGAAGAUCAACGAACACCGUAGGAGGCGGGCAUUCUUUCUUGGCUUUAGUCAGUCUCCAGCAGAGUUUAUUAAUGCUUUGAUCACUUCUCAGAGCAAGGAUCUAAAGCUUGUUGCUGGAGAUGCUAGCCAUAAUGAUGAAAAUGAACGACGAUCUGAAUUCUACAAUCAACCAUGGGUUGAGGAUGCUGUCAUUCGCUACCUGAACAGGAAAAAUGCUCGAAGUGAUGCUCCUGGAAGCAUCUGAGAGAAAAUUGUGGAUUUUUUAGGCGGGGAGGGGGUUACUUUCUGAUAUCACUGGAAGGUGUUGUUCCAACAUUCCUAAAUCUUCUUUCCCACCCUUUUUUUUAUUUUUUGGGGGGUAGAGUAUCAGCCGAGUAUAUUGACCAAGAAUUCUGAUGGCUCCUAGCUCAUUUUUGGAGUCCUUCAACCAUAUCUGUAUCUAUUGAUUCUCAUCUACUAUUCUUAUCACCUAUUCCAGUAUGGUAAUAUGAGCCAAGAGCGAUGAGCUAAAGCUUUUGUAGCAUCAGUUAUGAUCUUCAUAAUGAUAUAUUAAUGUUAUGGAUUAGAGAUCUACCUUGUCGCUUUUUGAGGUAUGGAAAGUAUCUCGUGUGGCCACUGCACUUCAAGAAGCUACGUUUUACUGUAUUGACUUAGAUGUAUAAUUAUCAAUUUGUUCUCCUCUCGGCCAUCAGACACUUAGUUGUCUCUGAUAGUAAUGAUUUAAAACAAAUUCAUGGCU